ACUAACAGAUAUGCUGUUUCAACCAGUCUUCACUUGUCCAGUCUGAAUGCUGAUACAGUGCCCUGUGACUGUCCCUCUGUAGCCUGUGUUAUAACCCCCUGUUGAAGUCCAGGGCUCGCUGUCUGCUGGACACCCUGCCAGGGAACCAGUCUCUCAGACAGCUGUCCCUGAUGCACAUGGGCAUGGGCGAUACAGGGGCCCGCGAGCUUGCCGAGAGGCUCAACAAGCACACUGGCCUGCAGGAGCUCAACGUGGCCUACAACAACAUCGGGGACAACGCUGCUCUGACCCUGGUGUACGCCUGCAGUGAGCACCUGAGCAUCCACACUGUGCACUUGUACCUGAAUCCUCUCAGCAACUUGGGGAAGCAGUCCCUGUACGUGCGAGAAGUCUCCCUGGAGCAGGGAGGCACGAGGCGGCACGUGAAGGUGCUGGCCUCGGUCACCGAAUGCUCAGACAUCUCGGAGGACUGGCACCCCAUCCUGAGCAUCAUCAGUAAGAACGCCUCGUCCUGGGAGCGGGAACUCGUCUGGGAACAGCUGCAGAUCUUCCACCGAGACCUGGAGUGGGGGCAGGCAGCAGGCGCCAAGCUUCUGGGAAACGAUGCACUUCCGCAGGGUGGAGAACGGCGUCAGGCAGACCCUGCGAUUACUACUGAAGAAGAUCCCGACAAGGACUGACGAGAGUGCCAAAUAAUGGAAAAGCCAUGUUUGGGGAUUUUAACAUGAGCCAUGAUCCUUCAUUUUGUUUGACUGUAUCUGUUGAUUACAAUUCUGAGUACCUUUGAGAACGUUGUGUGUGUGUGAACUAUUUUGUAUGCAUGUUGCAUACGCCUGCCUACAACUUGCAAAAAUAUAGUGGUGAUAUAAGUAUUUUGGGAUUUAAGUUGUUUUGGGAUAUUUGUGGGUUGUGUUGAUUUACCAUGAUGGCUGCAUUUCAUUUUGAAAAUAAUAAA
This is a messenger RNA of Oncorhynchus mykiss (rainbow trout), 955 nucleotides long. The record is from RefSeq and is a predicted model, not a curated record. NCBI's taxonomy places the organism in Eukaryota, Metazoa, Chordata, Actinopteri, Salmoniformes, Salmonidae.